This is a messenger RNA of Triplophysa dalaica, 7075 nucleotides long. Its product is annotated as tenascin-X. The transcript is spliced from 18 exons. Bases 135 to 6680 code for a protein of 2181 amino acids. Gene Ontology annotation, molecular function: protein binding. NCBI's taxonomy places the organism in Eukaryota, Metazoa, Chordata, Actinopteri, Cypriniformes, Nemacheilidae. The record is from RefSeq and is a predicted model, not a curated record.
UAGUCUUCGAAUGCAGUGGAGAAGCAGACAACUGACUGAAAAGAGCAUCACAGACUCGCCAGGUUGGGUGAUUCACAUCACCCCAGCAUUUACAAAAGAGGUCCUUUUCCAUCCAUUGCUAUUGAGGUGUUGCUAUGGAGUUUCUUUUGCCUUUUCUGCUGUUGGUCCUGCCACGCCCUGCCCUCUCGAGUCAAGAUCUCCAUUCAGGUACACAACGCACUUCCAGAGACGUCAAACCCCAACCAAUCAAAGUUAUUAUCACAGACACGUGUGCACAAGAUGGGGCCAAAGGUAGAGAGAUAGACUUGGAUCCUGAUAAUCCUCUGGUGUUGACGCAUCAAAUACGUCUGGUGCCGGGGUCAGGACAGGGCUGUGGUCAAUCUGAGGUGGACAUUGUAGCCAUGCGUGAACGCAUUGAAAGACUAGAAAAGGAGCUGUCUGAUCUGAGGGAGAAAUGUGGAAGUCCGGAGGGCUGUUGCAAGUCGCAACAAAGCAAAGGUGCAGUGUGUACUACGGAACGACCAACCACGGACGAGUGUCCAGAUGACUGCAAUGACCAGGGUCGCUGUGUAGACGGGAAGUGUGUGUGUUUCCCAGGAUUCAGUGGGCCAGACUGCGGCAUUGCUGAAUGCCCAGAUGACUGUAACAACUUUGGCAAAUGUGUGAACGGACAGUGUGUCUGUGACCCAGGCUUCAGCGGUCCGGACUGCUCCACCAGCAAGUGUCCUGAUAACUGCAGUGACAAAGGACGCUGUGUUAAUGGCAGAUGUGUGUGCAACCCUGGGUUUACAGGGCCCAGCUGCCAGACACAGAGCUGUCCGGAAAACUGUAAUAACCACGGCCGAUGUGUGAAGAGCAGAUGUGUGUGUGAUGCAGGAUUUACCGGCCCUGAUUGUUCGGAGACAUCUUGCCCAGAGAAUUGUAAUAACAGGGGACGCUGUGUGAAUGGACAGUGUGUCUGUAAUCCUGGCUUCACUGGGCCAGAUUGCUCAAUCAAAGCUUGUCCAGAGAACUGCAGCAACCACGGACGGUGCGUACAAGGCAAGUGCAUCUGUGAGAGUGGCUUUACAGGCCCAGACUGUUCAUCUGCAUCCUGUCCUGGGAAUUGCAAUAACCACGGCCGAUGUGUGAAGAGCAGAUGUGUGUGUGAUGAAGGAUUUACCGGCCUUGAUUGUUCGGAGACAUCUUGCCCAGAGAACUGUAAUAAGAGGGGACGCUGUGUGAAUGGACAGUGUGUCUGUAAUCCUGGCUUCACGGGGCCAGAUUGCUCCAUCAAAGCUUGUCCAGAGAACUGCAGCAACCGCGGCCGGUGCGUACAAGGCAAGUGCGUCUGUGAGACUGGCUUUACAGGCCCAGAUUGUUCAUCUGUCUCCUGUCCUGGGAAUUGCAAUAACCACGGUCGAUGUGUGAAGAGCAGAUGUGUGUGUGAUGCAGGUUUUACCGGCACCGAUUGUUCGGAGACAUCUUGCCCGGAGAACUGUAAAAAGAGGGGACGCUGUGUGAAUGGACAGUGUGUCUGUAAUACUGGCUUCACAGGGCUGGAUUGCUCUGUCAAAGCUUGUCCAGAGAACUGCAGCAACCACGGCCGGUGCGUACAAGGCAAGUGCGUCUGUGAGAGUGGCUUUACAGGCGCCGACUGUUCAUCUGCGUCCUGUCCUGGGAAUUGCAAUAACCAUGGCCGAUGUGUGAAGAGCAGAUGUGUGUGUGAUGCAGGAUUUACCGGCCCUGAUUGUUCUGAGACAUCUUGCCCAGAGAAUUGUAAUAACAGGGGACGCUGUGUGAAUGGACAGUGUGUCUGUAAUCCUGGCUUCACGGGGCCAGAUUGCUCCAUCAAAGCUUGUCCAGAGAACUGCAGCAACCACGGACGGUGCGAACAAGGCAAGUGCGUCUGUGAGAGUGGCUUUACAGGCGCAGACUGUUCAUCUGCGUCCUGUCCUGGGAAUUGCAAUAACCAUGGCCGAUGUGUGAAGAGCAGAUGUGUGUGUGAUGCAGGAUUUACCGGCCCUGAUUGUUCUGAGACAUCUUGCCCAGAGAAUUGUAAUAACAGGGGACGCUGUGUGAAUGGACAGUGUGUCUGUAAUCCUGGCUUCACGGGGCCAGAUUGCUCCAUCAAAGCUUGUCCAGAGAACUGCAGCAACCACGGACGGUGCGAACAAGGCAAGUGCGUCUGUGAGACUGGCUUUACAGGGCCAGACUGUUCAUCUGCGUCUUGUCCUGGGAAUUGCAAUAACCAGGGCAGAUGUGUUAACGGACGUUGCGUGUGUGAGAGUGGUUUUACUGGCCAGGACUGUUCUUCCAAGGCUUGUCCCAGUAACUGCAAUGAUAAAGGCAGAUGUGUUAAUGGUAAAUGUGUCUGCGACGUGGGCUUCGCUGGUCAGGACUGCUCUGCCAAAACCUGCCCCAACAACUGCAGUAACAGAGGACGCUGUAUGAAGGGCAAGUGUAUUUGUCGUCGUGGUUUUACAGGGUCAAGCUGCAGUGAGUGUGAGUCCGGACUCACAGGAGACAACUGCGACAUCGCACUCCUCGGUGUCUCACAUCUCAGGACCAGAGAAAUCACUGAAUCAUCCGUCAGUUUGUUCUGGACACAACCAGCAGUUCAGUACGACACCUACCACAUAACCUUCACAAGCAUGAAAGAAUCUAAUCAAAAAAUAAGCUCUAAGAUCAGUGGACUAUCGACCACAUACAUUCAGACUGGACUAGCCGCAGGACAGGAGUACACGGUCUCCUUAACCGGAGAGAAAGAGGGUAUGAUGGGAGCAGAAACCACAGCGAAAUUUUACACAUUGAUCUCUGGCCCCAAAGACUUGCAGGUUGUGAAGACAACCACCAGAUCAGUUGUUGUCAAAUGGGAAAAAGCACAGGGAGAGAUUGACAGGUAUGUCCUCUCCGUUACUCCAAAUAAGACUUCAGACAGACUUCCAGAGGUGCCCAGAGACUACCUGCCCCCGGAGAGAGACUCGGCCCAAAUUGAUGGCUUGGAACCGGGUAACUUAUAUGACAUCUCAUUAGUGGCUGAAAAAGAUAGCAUCCGGAGCCUCCCAGCAAGUGUACAGGCGACUCCUGGCAACACCUCAAAGCCUGCAGACAGGAUGACUAUGGGGACUGUGACCAUGCUGGAAGAUGCGGAUGCUGGAAACAACGAAAGAAAAAAACCAAUGCUAAAUCACAAAAAUAAUCAGGGAUCACAAGUAACGGCUGAAAAUCCAGAAAGGAAAGCCAAUAUUACCAAUCUAAAACCAGGCAUUCUGCUUGGACCUAGACAAAGAAGACCAUUACCCUUAGGAAAAUAUAGGACAUUACCAAAACCUGGUAUACGCCCUGGCUUCAUAAGAACACAUUUAAAUUCUACCAGGAUAGGGCUGGGAGGAAGACAAGGGGUUGUGCCUUCUUUAAACAAAUCUGUAAUAUGGUAUCCAGUGAGACCACAGAGCUCAGUUGUAGACUUAACCCAUCCCAUUUCUGGUACUAAACCAAUAUCACUGAUGGCAAAAGAAACACGACGUGAUAAGGAAACGCAUUUUAGAAAGGAAUCAGAUGAGAGAAUUGGAGAAGCCCCUACAAGCCCCACAUCUCUGAAACCCAAAGCCACAUCAUUCACCACGCCACAGACUUUCACCAACUCAACAGAAGAGCCAACAGUCACAACAGAGAAAAACCUUACAGUCUAUAUAAAUGGGACAAAAUGUGUAAGAAAGGUUUUGAUUGGUUACAGGAAGAUACAUGGAAACACAACAUCUGAAGGAAAAAACCUAACUGUUAUAGUUGGCCACGUAAAUGGAAAUGAUCUUUUACACAGACUUCUUACAGGUGGGUCUAUAGUUGGUGAUCGGGCGGUUAAAGGGCUGGAUGAGUCUCAACCAACAGCUGAGACUUCUGAGGCCAGAAGGAGUGUGAAAGAGAAAGCAGGACAGAAAGACAUUGAAGCUGAUGAAGAAGAAGAGAUUGCAGGUGUAAUAAAUACCAGCCUUUCUUCAGCAAGACAAGCUGAAACAACCCGUUAUCCCAUCCUCACAACCACAUCUCUUCCACACCUUCCUACAUCACCUUAUUUAACACAACCGAAAAGAAAGAACGAAUAUGAAUUAAACGUUUUGGCAGAAAGACCACCCGGGAAAAAGACAUUAUCCAUCCCUAGACAGCCAUCUCGGGCACAGCCCCUGGGUCCAGCUUCCACUGCAUUAGAGGGAAGACCUUUUAAAUCAACUUCUUCAUUUGUGGAAACACAGAAAGAAAAGCGUCCAUCUUUGCCUAGUCCAGUUGCCUCUGGGGUUUCAAAGGAAGCUCUUGUAGAAAAGGAGCAAGGAUCCCAAGCUUCAACUCCUAAAUCUGUUCAGAACUCACCAAGUGAAAGUUCUUCAUUGAGUCUUAGAGCUCCCAUUAAAAAAAGCACUGAAAAGUCAAACGAAGGACCCGAUAGAGAUGGUCUGAUGCCAUUCCAACGCAAGCCAUUUAGGGACUCCCUUUCUCGUCGUCCUUUUGUCAGUACAUUUCAGAACCGCUCAAGACAAAUUCUAUCACCACCUCAGUAUCCCUCCCGAGGUUCCAUAAGGCGACCUUUGAUCCGAAACAACAGAACCAUCAGUUCUAUUCAACAAGUAAAACCUGCCAUCAUCACUGAAAAACAAAAUAGUACUAGUAUUCAGAUUAGACCAAACACAAUACUUAACAGGAGCAAUGGAACAGCUAAUAGACUGGCAGCCAACAGAAUGUCUCAAUUUAAACACAGUGGCACCACUCAAAUAGCUCCAAACAUUAGUGAGGAUGGUAGAGGAAACGCUGAUAUUUCUUUUUCCACAGACCAUUUACCGGAAAAUGAAAAUAAGCCUCAUGAAUAUAAGUUGAAUGAAACAAGUGACUCCAUUGAGCAUGUGAGGGUCAAUAAUGUAACAUCAAAUGGGUUUGUGUUAAAAUGGGGAGCACCAAAAGGAAAGUUUGAACAAUUCAUAAUCACUCAUACUAAGCUUGGAGAACAAAACAAAGAAGAGCAUGUCGAGGAAGAAGAGAGUAAGGAACCGAGUCAUGUCAUAGAAAGUGGAGCUAACAUUAAGAAAUUAACAGCAGUUCUCCCCGGAUCAGCCCGCUUGUUUCACAUGAUAAAUCUCAAACCACAGACCAGAUACUCUCUGUCCAUUUUUGGAAAGGGACCUGCAAUUCACUCCAAAACUCACAACCUCACCGUACGUACAGGUCCUGAGCCUCCAUCUAAUCUUGCAUUCAGUGAUGUGACCGACAGCUCUUUCACUGUGUCCUGGACGAAACCAAAGAGCAAGUUAUCUGGAUUUAAGAUCACUUACACUCACGUCGAGGAAGGUGAGCCGAUCUCAGUUAGUGUGGACUCAGAAACGGUCAAUCAGACUCUUUCACCUUUGUCACCUGGCUCCACCUAUGAGGUGCGUGUGAUGUCAGUGCUGGGACAAGAUGAGAGUGAUUCAAUAAAGGACACUGUAACCACUUUGCCUGACCCACCAACAGACUUGAGGGCCAUUAACAUUACAGACAGCAAAGCCCUGUUGCUGUGGAGACCUGCCCUGGCAACCAUCGAUCAUUAUAUCAUCAUGUAUAGUUCUGAGACAGCUCCUAGGUCUGGAAUAACCAUCAAAGUAUCUGGCAAUGCUGCAGAACAACAGUUGGAGGCCCUGCAAGCUUCCAGCGAGUACAGAGUGACCCUUAAAAGCCAGAUGAGAGACCUGAGCAGCUCUGAAGCCACCACCGUCUUUACAACAUCAAGUGGUACACCUGCUGGUAACCAAGCGGACGGUCCUCAGGAUCUGAAAGCCAGUCAGGUGAAACCUCGUUCUGCAGUGUUGUCAUGGAAACCACCAAAUUCCGCCGUUACCAGUUACAAACUAAGCUAUUACACAAAUGGCCAGGACAUUAAGGAAGUGAUUCUUGACCCUACUAUCAAAGAGUACAAGUUAAGCCGAUUAUACCCAAUGUCGAAGUAUACAGCUCUUCUACAGGUGGAGAGGGGUGGUCUGUACAUGACCGCCAUCUCUACAGAGUUUACCACUGGGAAUCUCCGCUUCCCGUUUCCCACUGAUUGUUCCCAGGAACGGCAGAAUGGUGAGCUGCAGUCUGGCAUGGUGGAGGUGUUUCCUCAAGGGAAGCAGGGAAACCCAAUGAUGGUUUACUGUGACAUGGAGACCGACGGAGGAGGGUGGACGGUCUUUCAGAGGAGAAAGAAUGGAAAAACAGACUUUUAUCAAAACUGGCGUAAUUACACUAUUGGAUUUGGAAAACUGGAUGAGGAAUUCUGGCUUGGAAAUGACCAUCUUCAUAACUUCACUGUAAUGAGCCCAACAAUGCUGAGAGUGGACCUUAAAGCAGGAGACAAGUCUGUUUAUGCUCAGUAUUCCUCUUUCUCGGUGGACAGCCGGAAAAACAGCUACGCCAUCAAAAUAUCUGGGUACAGUGGCACAGCCGGUGAUUCAUUGUCAUACCAUGACGGAUGCUCCUUUUCCACCUGGGACAGAGACCUUCAGGCUAUUAUCACUCGCUGCGCCAUGUCUUACAGAGGGGGCUGGUGGUAUAGAAACUGUCAUGAGUCCAACCUCAAUGGUGUUUAUGACACAAUCACCAACCACCAGGGAGUGAUUUGGACUGAUUGGAAAGGCAAAGACUUCUCUAUUCCCUUCACUGAGAUGAAAUUCCGGCCAGCUUCAUUCAAGCCCUGAUUUCCAGGAUAAACGGAACAAAUAAAUGAGAAAAGGACACUUCAUUAAUGCCCAAAAUCAUACACAAUAUACAAACUACAUCACAAAACAAACACUCAUGCAACACACCCCCAAAACAAAUGUCUUUUAUGCACAUAUAACCACAAAGAUAUAAGCUAAAAUAAAAUAUCUAAGGGCCAUAAAAUCCAUUUAUCUACAGCACUUAUAAUAUAUUGUACAGUCUAUAGGUUCUCGGUUGUCUGUGCUGUCAGCUAUAGAAAAUAUUAUGCACUGUCUCCUUCACUAUAGGAAGUUUUAGAUCGGAUGUCACAUAUAUCAAAAUUCAUAUAUAGUGUUUCUAUGAUGUAUGCACUGUAUUUCAGAGUCAAAUUUCAUUCAAUAAAAAGCUGAAUGUG